CCCGCCCCCGCCCCGCCCCCGCCGCUCUCGGGGCUCUCGCGCUCGCAGCGGGGCCGUUCCGGUGCCGGUGCCGGUCCCGGCCCCCCCCCCCCCUCCCCCCGGGCCGAGCUGUGGCCGGUUCCGGGCUCGGAGCGGGGCAGCGGCCACCCCCCUCCCGGAGCGCGGCCGGGGCGGGAGCAUGCGGAGCCUCCUCAUCCUCCUCUGCCUGCUCAGCGCCGCCGGGACCCGCGGGCAAGCGCUGCAGACGCGCUUCGUGGAGGAGCCCGAGGACCAGACCGUGGUGGCCGGGCACAGAAUCGUCCUCUCCUGCGUGGUGCUCAACUACUCCGGCAUCGUGCAAUGGACCAAGGACGGCCUCGCCCUGGGCAUGGGCCAGGGGCUCAAAGAGCCUGCUCCCAGCUCCCCGUGCACUGAUCCCGGCUGCGGAGGGGCUCGAGGCACGGGCCCCAGCAGCGAAGCAUGGGCCUGGCCCCGGUACCGCAUCGUGGGCACGGCGGACUCGGGCCAGUACAACCUGGAGAUCAGCGAGGCCGAGCUCUCCGAUGAUGCCGUGUACGAGUGCCAGGCCACCGAGGCCGCGCUGCGCUCCCGCCGCGCCAAGCUCACCGUGCUCAUCCCCCCUGAGGACCCCACCAUCGAUGGAGCCCCCGAGAUCCUGCUCCGUGCGGGGACCCCCUACAACCUGACGUGCCGGGCCCGCAGCGCCAAGCCGGCGGCCACCAUCGUCUGGUACCGCGAUGGGCUCCAGCAGGAUGGAGCCAUCACCAGCACGGAGGUGCUGCCCGAUGGCAAGAGGGAGACAACCACGAGCCAAUUGGCCAUCAACCCGACGGACCUGGACAUCGGGAGGGUGUUCUCCUGCCGCAGCACCAACGAAGCCAUCCCGGCGGGCAAGGAGACCUUCGUCAAGCUCAAUGUUCACCACCCCCCGACCGUCACCCUGUCCAUCCAGCCCCAGACGGUGCAGGAGGGCGAGAGGGUCGUGUUCACCUGCAUGGCCACCGCCAACCCCGAGAUCAGAGGCUACAGGUGGGCCAAAGGGGGGGUGAUCAUCGAGGACGCCAAGGAGAACAGGUACGACACGCAGGUGGACUACACCUUCUUCACGGAGCCCGUCUCCUGCGAGGUGCACAAUGACAUCGGCAGCACCAACGUCAGCACAUUGGUGGACGUGCACUUUGCGCCUCGGAUCGUGGUGGACCCCAAACCCACCGUCACGGACAUCGGCUCCGACGUGACGCUGACGUGCGUGUGGUCCGGCAACCCGCCACUCACCCUCACCUGGACCAAGAAGGAGUCCAACAUGGUCCUGAGCAACAGCAACCAGCUGUACCUCAAGUCCGUCACCCAAGCCGAUGCGGGGCAGUACAUCUGCAAAGCCAUCGUGCCCCGCAUCGGCGUUGGCGAGCGCGAGGUCACCCUCUACGUCAACGGACCCCCCAUCAUCUCGAGCGAGGCGGUGCAGUACGCGGUGCGCGGGGACCGUGGCAAGGUGGAAUGCUUCAUCGGGAGCACACCGCCACCGGACCGCAUCGCGUGGGCCUGGAAGGAGAACAUCCUGGAGGCAGGGACGCUGGAGCGGUACACGGUGGAGAGGACCAACACGGGCAGCGGGGUCCUCUCCACCCUCACCAUCAACAACGUCAUGGACGCAGACUUCCAGACCCGCUACAACUGCACGGCCUGGAACAGCUUCGGGCCGGGAACAGCCAUCAUCCAACUGGAGGAGAAAGAGGUUUUGCCCGUGGGCAUCAUUGCCGGGGCCACCAUCGGGGCCAGCAUCCUCGUCAUCAGCUUCCUCGUGGCGCUCGCCUGCUUCCUCUACCGGCGCCGGAAAGGAAGCCGCAAGGACGUCACCCUGCGCAAGUUGGACAUCAAGGUGGAGACGGUGAAUAGGGAGCCCCUGACGCUGCACACGGACCGGGAGGAGGACACGGCCAGCGUGUCCACGGCCACCCGUGUCAUGAAGGCCAUCUACUCGUCAUUCAAGGACGACGUGGACCUGAAGCAGGACCUGCGCUGCGACACCAUCGACACCCGCGAGGAGUACGAGCUCAAGGACCCCACCAACGGCUACUACAACGUGCGCGCUCACGAGGACCGCCCGUCCUCCCGCUCCGUGCUCUACGCCGAUUACCGGGCACCGGGCGCCGGGCGCUUCGACACGCGCCCGCCCUCGCGCCUCUCGCACUCCAGCGGCUACGCUCAGCUCAGCACCUACAGCCGCGGCCCCACCGCCGCCGCUGAAUACACCCCGGAGCCCGCCCCGGCGCCUGGCCCCGCACCGGGCGCUGACACCGCGAGCCAGCUCUCCUAUGAGAACUACGGUGGCCACGCGGCGUUCCCCACCGGUGCUGGGUACCCCACGUACCGGCUGGGCUACGGGCAGCCCCCCAGCAUGGAGCGGGCGCCCUACGACGCCUACGACCCCAUGGGCAAGUACAGCAGCGCCACGCGCUUCUCCUACACCUCCCAGCACUCGGACUACGGGCAGCGCUUCCAGCAGCGGAUGCAGACGCACGUCUGAGGGCGCGCAGGGGAUGGGAGGCACAGGCACAAAAAGGGGGGGGUCCCACAGGUACCUCACGACUGUCCCCUGAUAUUCAGGGGCUCAUCCUGACCCUCCUGCGGCUCCUCCGCCGGUGGCUGGGCUCCAAGCAUCGCCCUGCCCCUGGGGAUGCGCCCUGGGCACUCUGAGCUUCCACUCAAGCCGGUUCUUUCUGUUUGGUACCUUCCCAAUGGAGGGAGAGGGUUGGGGGGCACCAACCCCGCUGAUCCCGCUCCCCCCCCUCCAGCCUCAGUGGGUGCGUGCGGGUCCACGCGGGUCCCCCCCGGAUCCCUUCCAAAGCUCUGUGGGGCUGGAGCCUUCCUCCAUGGGUCCCCUGAUCCAGCUCCUCUGCAGGAGCGAGGGGCUGCACAUCACAUCCCCAUCCAUCCCAUUCCAUCACAUCCCCAUCCAUCCCAUUCCAUCCCAUCCCAUCCAUCCCAUCCCAUCCCAUCCCUGCGAGGGAGCUGCUAUAUGUGUGUGCGCACGUGGCUGUAGGUACAGACAUAUAGGCAACACCAAAAAAAGCCCCAUCCCAGCCCAUUCCCAUUCCCUGUGCCUUGAUUUUGGGGACAGCCCGCACCCAGGGCCAGCUUCCCCUUUCCCAUCCAUCCCACUUCCAGCCCCGCGCUCCCAUCAGGGGUCCUGGGGUGCUGCAGACCCCCAUUGUCUGCACGCUCAGAGCUGGGCAUGGGCAGUGGUUCCAGGUUCUGCCGCGCUGGUGUCACCCCAAACUCACCCCAAGAGCACCCCAUUGGUCCCACUGGUGUGGGGUUGGGGGGGUCCCUCUUCUGAAUGUAUAUAAAGGUGUAAA
Neopsephotus bourkii (Bourke's parrot) is the source of this 3359-nucleotide messenger RNA. It is a transcript of the gene KIRREL1, whose product is annotated as kirre like nephrin family adhesion molecule 1. Gene Ontology annotation, molecular function: cell adhesion molecule binding. The record is from RefSeq and is a predicted model, not a curated record. Gene Ontology annotation, biological process: cell-cell adhesion. The transcript has 16 exons. NCBI's taxonomy places the organism in Eukaryota, Metazoa, Chordata, Aves, Psittaciformes, Psittacidae. Gene Ontology annotation, cellular component: cell-cell junction. The coding region runs from base 179 to 2527 and encodes 782 amino acids.